AUGAAAAAUUCAAAUGCGCAAGUCCCUGGCUAUCGUUCAAGUAAGAAGCAAUAUUUUCGCGAAAAUGGCACGGAAAAACCGAACAGAAGAAAUCAUUCAACGGAAAAGUCAAAAUCCAAGAAAAGUCAUGGACGUUCUCAUCAACGUUCUAAUAAGCCAGAUUCACGUUCCGUAUCCUCUAUUCUUCCACCUCCGCCUGUUCCGCCUAAACGGAUGGAUCGAGUAGAACGUGAUAAUAAAAUUUCUUCAACAAAGUCCUCUACUAGCACUUAUUCUACGAGUACCUCUACAGGCACAUAUUCCUCAUCUAGCACUUAUUCUUCAUCAUCUAAUUCUAGCUCAGAUAGGUAUAUAAAAUUUUAUUUUAACAAACCCCUAAAUUUUAGCUGCUCUACUUGUUCAUUCAAUGACGAAGUGAACGAUGAUCCACAAAAUGAAGAGGAGAAAGACGUGAAAAAACUUAAACCAAUUCAAGAAGACGAAAAACCCCCUUCAGUAAAAACUGAAAAACAGCCUCAGGUAGAAAAACAGCCUCAGGUAGAAAAGAUAAAGGAACAACCUCAAGUUUCGAUACAGAAGAAAGAGGCGAGUGACUCUAACUUGCCUUCAACGUCAUCAGGUCCAUGUUCCUUAACUGCUCGUCUUCGAACUGUUUUUCUCCGUCAUGUAAAUAUUCCAUUAAAUAGAACAGAUGCUUCACUAAAAGAUCCUAGAAGACGUGAUAAAGAAGAAAAGAAGGAAAUUAUGGAUUUGGAAUUACCAAAAUUUGCGGUUAAAUUGAAACUUCCUAAACGAGAGAAUUCUGAAGUGAAGCAACGACUUCCAAAAUCAUCAGAUUCAAAAUCAAAAGAAUUUACGAGCGAGGAUUCCUUCGUUGGAACACCACUACAAAAAUUAGAGUCUGAAGGAAGUCGAAGAAAUUCGUUAGAAGAGAAAAACAUCAAAAGUGAAAUUGGUAAACUUUCAUUGACUUUACGCUCGUUAGGCAAGACCAGUGCUUUGUUCAAAGAAAUUAACAAUAAAAUCGAUGCUCGAAAAACAACUUUAAAAAUGGAAAAGAAGCCAGAAGAGGGUCAAAGGGAGGUGAAUAUUCAAAAAAUGGAACAAGAGAUGAAACAAUUUUUAGAUGUGUUUUCCAUUUCUUCAAGUUUUUCUUCCGUUUCUAACUUGACUGGAGACUUUUUACACCAACAUGUAGAUAAUGAAGCUUCUACAAGUCAUAAUUUAGAAGGGACGAAAGAAAAAACAAAUGAUCAACAAAAUCGGUUACCCCAUUUUGCCAAUCUGUCUCGUGAAGACUCUGCUUCGACCAGCAUUGACUUAAAUGAAAGAAGAACUACAUUACCAGCAAAAUCAGUGACUGAACCUGUUGCUGUUUGCACACAAAAACAACAAAUACAACCAAAAAGUUGUUUAGCUCCUAUUAUUAGACAACGCGCAUCCUCUUCCACAAGCAUUACUCAUUCAAUAGAAGAAUGUUCGUCUCCUUUUGUGAAACAAAUUGAAUCUGUUCCUGAUUUUGAUGUUCAAUCAGCAAGACUUAACAACACUCAACAAAAAUCUAAUGAAGCUACCUCACUUUCAAAAAUUGAAAAAGACGAAAAUGAUAACAACAGCUCUCCUCAACCUUUAAAAAAGUCAUCAAUAAUUCUCAAAAAGCCUUCAGUAGCGCCUUUACCAAUUCAGAAUCUGCAACAACAACAACAAUUGAAUAAACCGUUAAAUAUAACUCCAAAAUUGAAAACCGAGCCGAAAAAAUUAAUAACAACGCCAACUCUAACGACUCCAACAUUAUCAGAUACCUGUGAAAAGAAAUUAAAAUAUAAAUUUUGUGAGAAGGAUCAGCCUAAAGAUUUAAAAGUCAAACAACAUUCUCUUGCCAAAAUGCCGUCAACUUCAUCCGCUAGUUUAAUCCCGAAAAAAAUCAGCUUGUCAAAAGAUGAAAAAUAUAAAGAUUCUGACGAAAUAAGGAAGACAAAGGCAUUUUCUGUUGGCAGUAAAGAUCAGUUAAAAUCUAUUUCUAAAAAGAAGGGAACAUCUGAAAUUGAUUCAGUUACAGACGGGAAGCACUUGCGAAGAAAGAAAAGGCUCCAUCAAAUGCAAAAACAUGGAUCGUCUUCUGGAAGUUCUGAUAGUGAGGGAGAAAGCGAUACUGCGGCUUCUGGAGUUCUUUGGGAUGUUGACUUGGAGGAACAGAAAAGAAUGCUAGCGGCAAUAAAAUCAGGCGCUAAUUUUGGAAUGUCAAUGUAUGAUCGUGUUAAACGAAGAUCUUCUCAACGACCUGAUGAAGAAAGAAAGAAAUCACAGGCUUUGGAACAAUUGCGUGAAAAAAAGACGAAAAAGAAAAAAGAAUUAAAUCGUGUUUGCCUUAGUAGUUCUUCAUCCGAUUCUGAUGAAAGUAAAAAAGAAGAUGAUAAACAAUCUUCUUCGGCUCUUCAAAAUAUUCAAGAAAUCAAAAAGGAAAUGGAAGAGAAUCACGAUCAUUCAGAAGUUGAGGAAAAUGAAGAAUUAGUAGAUGUUGAACGACAAGAUUCAAUCGAACCUGUUAUAAACAAACUACAAGAUUCUAAUAAAAUUAAUUGUCAAAAGAAUGAAGUUGUUCCCUCUUUAAUAAGAAGACCACAAAUUGCUCCAAAAAAGCCAUCAAUGAUGGAAAGGAUUGAAAAGGAAGGUGCUUUUGAAUCUAAAGAAUCCUCGUCAAGUGAUGAAUGGAGUGUAAGUGUUAGCGCGGAUGAAAAAACAGAUAAUGAAGAACCUGGGAGAAUUGGAGAUAAAAUUGUUCAAAAGUUGCAAGCAGAAUUUAUUAAACAUCGUUCUAGUUCACCUCGUUCUGUGGAUGGACACAAAGAUGAUUUGGAUCAGAAAUUGACUUCCUUAAUUGAAAUAGCCAAAGAAGGACAUCAACAAUUGGAUGCAAAAAAGAUUGGUGCAGACUCUUGUUCAUCUUCUUCUACCUCUUCUGUUUCAAGUACCAGUGGUUCCGACACUUCUGAUGAUGAAGCGCGUUUACCUCCUAAAGGCUUUCCAAUAUUUAAAAAGCAUGUGCCGAAAAAAAUUGCCAAAAUUUCCAUGGUCGAUGUAUUCGGCGAAGAUUCUGACAGUCAAGAAGAACUCGAAAAAGAUAAACCAAUUGUACAACAACAACAGCCUGUUGUCCAGCACUCAAAGACUGAAAAAGUUCAAAAGAAUAGCAAUAAUGCAGAAGCCGAAAUCAAGAAAAAACCAGAUGUUGGAAAGACCAGUGUUGUUUCAAAUAUUAAACAUAAGCCUAUUAUAUUCAAAAAAGAAUCGGCUAAAUUAAAUAAAGAGGAAUCUAUUGCGGCAGAAAAGAAGGUUAUUGACAGAAAAAGGAAACCAUUAGAAAUAGAAUCCUCAAUAUCUGCAAAGAAGAAAUUCGAUAAAAAAGGAGAAAUUAAAAAGACAUCACAUGAAAGUCAUCCAUCAAAAUUGCAAAAUCAGACAUCAAAUUUGAAUGAACAAAUAAUUGAAAGCAAAGAAAAGCCGAAUGAAUCGAGCAUGGUCGUUAUAGCUGGUGGUUUUGUUGAAAUUGAAUCAAAAGUAUUAAAAGAACAACAUAGCGGCAAAACUUUGCUCCCAGAUCAGAAUCCAGAACAAAUUAAUACUACUCAAAUUUGCAACAAAGACAAAGAAGAAGAUUCUGAUAAAAUUAAACCAAUUGAACAGCAACCUCAGAAAAUAACGCCUGAAAUUUGUGAUUUCCCUAGAGAAAGUGCUGAUCAAGAAGAACUCGAUGCUAUUGCCAGCAUUAACAUUUCUGCUAAACCGAACGAUGAAUAUGACAAAUUAUCUAAAAAUGACUUUGUUUUUGGAGAAAAGAAAGUUAAUGAAAGAAAAAGAAAACCUUCAGAAGACAAAUCUUUCUGCAUAUCUACUCAAAAGAAAUUUGAUAAAUUGGACAUUCAAAAGGCACCAAAUGAAAAUAAAGAACCACAAGUGAAAAAUUCAAAUAAGGUUUGCGCUUCAGAGUUGAAACUUACUCCAUUCACUCCACACGGUGCUUCUGGGUUGAUAAUUGAGAACAAAGAAAAGAAGAGUGAAGCACAAUCUGUCGUUAUAGCCACUGGCUUUGUUGAAAUCGAUGCUAAAGAGUUAAAGAGACAACAAGAAACUGAAAAACAAGAAACAAAUCAGACUUCAAAGCAUGUUAUUUGCGACAAACAAUAUUCUUCUACACAACCAGAACAAAAAUCUUCUGAUAUAUUUGAAACAUUUGAAUCUUCUGAGAAGCAACAUGAUCAUUCUGCUGAUCAGGAAGAACUAGAUGCUAUUGCAAACAUUAACAAUUUUACUAAAUUGAAUGAUGAAUGUGAUAAAUUACCUAAAAGUGACGUUUUUGUUGAAAAGAAAGUUAAUGAAAGAAAAAGUGAACCUUCUGAGAGCGAAUCUUUCGAAAACAUUCAAAGACUCAAUCUAACUUCUCAACAAAAAUCUGAUGAAAAAGAAGACAUUCCAAAAGCUCAAAAUGAAAGUAAGGAAGAAUCACAUUUGAGGAAUUCAGAUAAGGUUUGCGCUUCAGAUUCAAAACUUUCUUCAUAUACUCCACACAAUACUUCUGGAUUAAUCAUUGAAAGCAAAGAAAAGACGAGUGAAUCACAUGUGGUCGUUAUAGCCACCGGUUUUGUUGAAAUUGAUGCUAAAGAAUUGAAAAGACAGCAAGAAAACGAGAAAAAAUCAUUGGAUUUAAAUCAAACUUCGCAGCAUGUUAUUUACGACCAACAAUUUUCUUCUAUUUAA
Molecule: messenger RNA, 4755 nt
Organism: Meloidogyne enterolobii
Lineage: Eukaryota; Metazoa; Nematoda; Chromadorea; Rhabditida; Meloidogynidae
Source: the annotation of a GenBank genome assembly